Molecule: messenger RNA, 441 nt
Organism: Laccaria bicolor S238N-H82
Lineage: Eukaryota; Fungi; Basidiomycota; Agaricomycetes; Agaricales; Hydnangiaceae
Exons: 3
Coding region: 1-441 (146 amino acids)
Source: RefSeq, a predicted model, not a curated record
AUGGGCAUACUCCAGGNCGUUGGUCUCGUCGGUAUCUCAAUGAGGCAGCGUUUUGCGGCGACAGUGUCGACUCUAGCCUUCGCUUUCUUGAGAUCGAAAUCGCCCGCUCGGUCGGCAGGUGUUUCGUUUGCCAAACACAUCCGGGACAUUCGUUGGAACAUCCCUUUUGACUCCCUGGUGAAUUUUGUCGCGGGGCUCAAACUUGGGUACAUUUCUCUCUUUACGAAAAUCAUUUGGGAGAUCUACACUGGACCACCCUUCGUAUAUGCUGAUGAUCUUGACGAGCGCAUCAUACAACGCUCCUUCUUCUCCUCUAGCAAAGGCAUGGACCGUCUCGCGGCCUUUAAGUUUAAGCGCAGCGUUGCGGAUUGCGAAACGUGGAUGAACACGAACGUCUGGAAAGCACUGGGAGAUUUCGGAAGCGUCUCGUCCCUUCGAUGA